AUGGUAUCCGCCGCCUCCCUUAACAUUAUGGAAACAUCAGCAGAACAUACCAAAGAAGAGCCUCGAAAACUGGAGCAACCCACCGGAAUGGACGUUACUUCUACUACACAGGACAUAGCUCCGGCUGAUGCCGCUCGUGAUGAGUCAUCGCCGAUGGCUGUCCCAGAACAAAUAGUGGUGGACCGUAGUAGUAGCAGCAGUACCAAGAAAGAUCGUUCUCAUCGCCGCAAAAGUCGCAAGAGCAGCAGCAGCAACAAAGAAAAAGACAAGGUCGCCGCAAAACGCAAAUCUAGCAGCGGCAAGCACAAGAAACGCCGCGAGAGCAGCGGCAAUGGCGAGACCAAGGAACAACGCCGCAGCCGACGACGCAGUCGCAAGAGCAGCAAGAGCUCGGAUCCCGAUCCCAACGACCCUGCUACCAUUGCCAAGAGUCGUGAGCUGCUGCUGGCAGCCAUGGGGGUCAAGAAGCAACCGGAUAUUGAACCAUGCUUUGUCUCUGCCAAGACCAGUUUAGACAGCAACCCAGUCUAUCAGAGGAACAAAGAGCGCCUCGCCAAGAGUGUCUCGGAAUCGCAUCUUUCGACCGCUCACUCCGAGGCAGAAUUCAGCUUUGUGGCGGGAGCUCAACCCAUGGAAACUUCCCGCUCCACCGAUAAUCUCUCCACACUUGCCGUGGCGCCCCAUCAACAUCAUGGAGAUGACUCGCACAAUAGCGAGUACGACCAAUUUGUGGACUUUUAA
Molecule: messenger RNA, 741 nt
Organism: Seminavis robusta
Lineage: Eukaryota; Bacillariophyta; Bacillariophyceae; Naviculales; Naviculaceae
Source: the annotation of a GenBank genome assembly